Molecule: messenger RNA, 1780 nt
Organism: Gadus chalcogrammus (walleye pollock)
Lineage: Eukaryota; Metazoa; Chordata; Actinopteri; Gadiformes; Gadidae
Product: zinc finger protein 35-like
Exons: 4
Coding region: 343-1557 (404 amino acids)
Biological process (GO): regulation of transcription by RNA polymerase II
Molecular function (GO): DNA-binding transcription factor activity, RNA polymerase II-specific; RNA polymerase II cis-regulatory region sequence-specific DNA binding
Source: RefSeq, a predicted model, not a curated record
UGUAGCUUCUCUGAGUUUAUGAACAUUGGUAGUCGAAUUUACUGUGCGAUCCAGAGGGGUAGGGAGCGCCAGCAAAAAUCUUGCCUAGGGCGCCAAAUUGGUCAGGGCCGGCCCUGCGUACAGGUCCCCUGGGACACAGCUAAGGAGUCUCACCGCGUCCGCCAUCUUGUCGUCACGUGACAGCACUUGGACGUUGGAUGUCGUCCUACAAGCCGCAGCGAGACAUUAUAGGAGUCAGACGGUGGCGUUAAUGCACUGAAACAUAUUUUGAAUUUACUGAAUGAAAACAAGAAAAAGAGAAGUUUAAUCACAGUUUCUGUUACUUCUCGCCGGUAGUCAAAUAUGUUAAUAAACAUGUCGCCAAGCGGCUCCACUUUGGAAGAACAGCUUUCGUCCAUAAUGGACGUACUUGCGAAAGCGGCCGUAUCUGAAAUUAGCCAACUGUUCUCGGAAGGCUCGACUACCCUUCGCUUACAAAUAACUCAGAGCCUGAAAGAAAACGAAGCGCUGAGGACGAGGAUGAAGGUGAUGAGGAGUGAGCUGUUUUCUUUGCGGCUUCAAACGAGAUCAAAUUCAUCGCGUGCGGCAAGUCGUUUCGCCCUGGCUCGAGCCAACAUCUGCAAACCGAGGACUAAAUCACAGGGAAAUGUUCUAAAGCCCCUGAUGGACAACAAGGCGGUUGGAAUUUCCUCUUUUCAUUCCCCAUCCACAAGUGAGGCUUCCACCGUUACAAAUCCAGCAAAGGAGACCCCAGACAUAAUAUUUAUCAAGGAUGAGGAGGAUAUGGGUGGAUGCAGGCCCGCUGUAGAAGACUGCGAUGCCUUUGGAGACUGCAGCACGCAGCGUGGCGCUACCUCGGAGAGUCUGCAUGUGGACGCCCCUGGCUCCUCCCACAUGUCCAGUCACGACGGUGACCUGCGGAUCCUGAGCGUCCACGGACAAGUGGAGGGCCCACUGGCGUCGGACGGCAAUGACACCCUCUUCACUGCGUCAGAACUGGAGGCCCUGAGCUUGCUAUCCCCGGACCACAGCAUCACCCACGACAGCCUACUCAGCCUCAACAGCGGCUCCAGUGAGAGGGCCCCUUCGCAGGGGACGCAGGACAGCAGGGGAGGUCUCGUUAGAGACGGCUAUGCAGAACGGCUCCAGCGCCUCCAGGCCGCCUCUCUGUCCCUGAAGCACGCCGCGCUAGAGGCCGGCGACAAGGGAAGGCGAUUGGGCAACCUCGGUGCACAGUUCCCACUGCAACACAACUUGGACUCUGAGCGGUUCUUCAGCCAUAAGGAGCCAAUAGCGCACCAAACGCAGGAGCCACCUGCGAUGGCCAACAAGGCAAAGCUUACCAUGCAUAUGCGAAUCCACUCCGGCGAGAAGCCGUACGUGUGCGUCCAGUGCGGGAAGAGCUUCGCACAGAGCCGCAGCCUGAAGAUCCACAUGAGGACUCACUCCGGGGAGAAGCCUUGUGUGUGUCUGCAGUGCAACGCCCGCUUCAGUGACCCCAGCAAUUUGCGUCGCCACAUGGUCAAACACAAGGGUGCCCGCAAUUUUUCGGCUUGAGGUCUACCGUCAAAAUAAUCGACCUACAUUAAAAAAUGCUAAAUUUGUAUAUAUACUAAAUGCAAACUCUGAUGACUUGCACUGAAUGGAGUCAGCCAGGGUUGCAUAGUCCGGACAGUAGCUUCUGGUUGCUAGUCUCAAUCAGGCUUCCAAAUGCCAUCAGUCAUAGUGGAAUGGUAUUUAUACCUAAUAAUCUUCAUGUGGAAAAAGGCGGAUUGGCAUA